UUUGAAUGUCCCAGAGUGAAUUUGCUUUUAAAAAAAUUAAUUAUCUGAAAAAAUGUUCUAAUUUUGAGAUAAACGUGGAAUUCCAAUAAACCUUUAAGGCACUCUUCAAAAUCGAACUAUACCAUAAGACUUUGCUUAAUUUUGUCUGAGACAGAGGAGAAUAACUUCAUUACCAUUUCCAGAAUUACUGGGAGAUUUCUAUUGUUUGAUGGUUUGUGGCAAUAAUGGAUUGAUGUGAUCCAGUUUUCUAAAAGCUAUUAAUAUCUUACAAUAAUACUUGACAUUUUUUCAAAACCUAAAUGGUGCACAGUUUCCUCAUAAGUAUUAACCAAUUAUCAGCAGAAUAAUAGGGAGACAGCUAGCAAGGUGAAACUUAUUUGAGAUAAUAAUCUUCACAGUUACUAAUACUAAUCAUUCUCAGUUCAUAUUUUCAUUCUCAGAUGAAUCACUUCAGUACUGUCUGCCAUAAAAGUAUUUGGCUGGACACUGUGGGUUGACUUGUGACACUUAGCAAAGUGUCUCCCUACAAGGGUUAGCCUGCUAGAGCAUCUCUCAGGGGUUUGUAACCAAACAUGUUGGUACUUGUUAGUAAAUUAACUAUGUAAUAUCCAACAUCUGGGUCAGAUAGAAGGAAUAGAUGCCAUAUAGAUAUGUGGCAAAGCAGUAGAUGAUUGAAACUCUUUGCAAGUGGAAACAUUAUAGAGAUGCUGAUCUGACCCUUUCACACUUUUAGAUGUUGCAGAGCUUAUUUUUUUUUAAAGCACCUCUUGUGCAGGUGCUUUACCUUUGUAUUGAUAGUAUUCUAUCUCUCUGGCCUAAAUUGCGGAAUGACUUUUGUCCAAAUAGGGCACCUGAUCUGGAUUGCUCCUACAAAAAUGCUAGGAGCUUGUGGAAGCUUCAAUGAGCAGAUAUUAAUUUAAAAAUAUACAGGUGAUAUUUUCGCACAUUGAAGCAAUGUUUGCGUUCUUGUUGUGGCUUACAAAACAAGAUCAGUUAACAUGAAAAAGGAGACAUAGUUAUAAAGAUGCCAGUAAAAUAUUCUGAAUCAGAUAUGUUAAAUUAUUCCUAACCCUGGCUAUAGUCCUGCAGUUCAUCAGCAUAGUCGUAUAACAUUUAUAAAGUUAUAAUAAAUGGUGUAUUAGAUAUAAAGGUUAAAGGCUUCACCAGUCAGUGUCAUAUAUAUGUAAGUCACCUUUGACAAAGUCACAGACAUCAAAGGUGAGCACAAAUCCUAGAAAUAAAGAUAAUCAUUUAGUUCCUUUCUCUCUCUUCAGCAUGAGAGGAGCUGAUAAGCUUAAUGUGCUUUAGUAUUGAUAUCUCCUUUUCUUGUUAACUAUCAAGAAUAAAAUCUCUUGAAAGUUUACUUCCUAACAAAUAAAAAUUAGUAGUUUUUUUCAGGUAAGACUGAAUCCUCUACUGUUUUGAUUCACUUAGGAACUCUUCCUUUAUGAAAUCAGAAUGACAAGAAAUCCUUAGAUCAGCUAUACAAGAACCUCUUGUCUUUCUUAACUAGUUUUGACAUUAAAUUAUACAACAAUCAGCUUACUAACAUCUGGAAAGAAGUACACAACAUUAAAAAUGUUGCCCUUGGUUUUCUAAAUAUGACUUAUGAUUUAUUUACAAUCAGUUGUAGAGUCUAAAGAAACAGUAGAAAAAUCAUUAAGAGGAUCUAAUGGGGGUAAAUAAAAAGCUUUGAAGCAUUACCAAGAGGACUGAAAUUAGUACAUUAAUUCACUGGGCCAGAACCUUUAGUUCAGUUUGAUCUAUAUCAUCAGGAAGGUCCAAAACACAUUGUAUGGCUUUGCAAAAUUAUCAGUAUUAAGUUUUCAAUGUAACAUUUUCCCUCAAUUCUCAUUUUAGCAAUUAUCCCUUAAGCUGUCAGCUCAUCACUAAACUCUGAGGUGUAUCAGCUUAAUAUUUGCAUCAGUAAUUUUUGAUAAUAUCACGUGAUUCAAGUUUACAUGCUAAGUAAAUGCUGUUUUCAGAGAUGGAAUUGUGGUAAAGAUUCUAGAGAAGUCUUAAAGCCAUCAGUUGUUACAGAUUUUCAGUUGAUUGUACCACUUCUAACAGAGAUGAAAUGAAAGGCACUGCAAAGACUGAAAAAAAUCAUAUCUUCUGUUCUUUGUUUUCCAUAUUUGAAUAAGUAGUUUUAAAAUCUUCUAUAUAAUGCUUCCUUCCUUGACACCAUUGCUGCUAUUUAGGGGGGCAUCAUAGGGGAAAGGGUGGUGAAAGUUCAUUGUGGAAAGUAAGAUGCUGAGAUAAAACUGCAAUGAUGGCAGUAAGGGUGGGGGGUGGGGAAGGAACAAAGAAAGCAAUAUUAAAACUUUCAAUGGGCUGUGCUGAGCUAAUUCCAAGAAAUCAUCAACAUUACAGGAGAUUACGUAUUCAAUAUCAGUUUUCAUUUUGCUGAAUUAAACCAAUGGAAUUUCAAAAAAAGGUGUGGGGGGGGGGGGGGAGCAGCAAGGGGACUGACAUAAAAUUAAGCAAAUUGUGCCUCCAGAUUUCCCAUGUAGUGCUAGUGUCAGGCAUCUUCCCCAGGAGCAUUUCAUGUGACUAAUUGCAAGUAGUCCAUUCUUUCAUAUCCCUUUUAAUUCCUUCAUUCUGCAGUUCUGUAGGCUAAACUCUGCUCUCCCAUCUGUGAGGCAGGUCUGUGUAGGGAUGACAAGGUGUGAUUUGAAAGCUGGAUUGUGGCUGUGUGAGCAGAAUUUUUACUAUUAUUGAAGACUAGGAUAACUUCCAAAAUCCAGCAGAUAGGAUCUUAUUUAGAACACCAGAAACUGACACACACAGCCCAACAGUGCUUCAGAAGGCUAAUUUCUUGCUUUAUUUUACAACUGGAUACUAAAAUGGACAGGCCAAAAAAAAUACUGAAGUAUGUUCUUCAGAUAUACUAUUUACUUUUCAGGAAUGGGAGAUACCAUCAUGGCAGGGACAUUGAAGAGAACUGGUUUUAUCUAUCAAAAUCAUAAUUGUCCCCUGAUCAAAUAUCCCCCUCUUCAUAUCAUUCUUCUCUGGCUUUCCUUCAUUUAGCAAAUCAGGCUUGAUGCUCUCAUCCUUUCUUUAGUUUUCUGCAUAAUGUUGCCCCAGUUUGUGUAUCUGCUGAUAUCUCUUUUCCCAUUGUUCCCCUUACACUCUUGCUAUUUAUGCCGUUCUCAUUGUUUCCUUCAUUUCUUAUAAUGUUGCCCACAAUGUUAGGAACAGUGUGCUAGGAUCUCUGUUUUCAAUCAACUGAUUCCUGAAAACUGAAGGCCCACAAAACUAACCCAUGACAACAUCUCAAUAUCCCAAUUUAAAAAAAAAAAAAAAAUUGUAAGUAAUCUCCAUUUUGAUCUUUGUAGGUACUUAUACUAUACCAUUCCUCUCUGAGUAUCUCCUAAAACAUCAGAUCCUCACAACAUCCCUGUGAGAUAGACAAGUUUAUCUCUAUUUUAAAAAUGGGACACUGAGGCAGAGUAGGUUCUUAUCCAACAUCACACAGGAAAUUUGUGGCGAAACUGAACGCAGAACUCGUGAACUGUAGUCCAGUGUUUUAACCAUAAGGAUGUUCUCCCUCCUAGUGCCUUUCUGUCCUUUUACUAUCUUACUCUUCUAGGAUAGACUGCUCUUCAUUUGUCAUUUGAGUGUCUAGUGCACUGUCACUACUUAAAUGCUGUUUUUGGAGGGGGUGGGUAGGAAUUGAGAGAAUGUGGCAGUGUUAAACAUUUUAAAAUGUCUUGUCCACAGCUCUUCUCAUCUAACUCCCUAUAUCUAAGACAAGAGGUUCUGGCUCACCAGGAGUCUGUAUUAGCUACUGAGGCCAGGCUGAGGAUGGAAGGUGUUGAAUUUAAGGAAGAGUGGCAAGAUGAAGAUUUUCCAAGGCCCCUACCAGAGGAUGAUAAUGUUGAAGCAGAUAUACUUGCAGCAGUUGGUCGACAAGGCCCACAUGAAGUGAAUGGAAACAAAGUUAGGAAGAAACUAAUGGCUCCAGAUAUUAGUUUAACACUGGAUCACAGCGAGGAAUCGGUAUUAUCUGAUGACUUAGAUGAGAGUGGGGCGGUCGAUUUGGAUGAUUUAGAUACUCCAUCUGAGAACAGUAAUGAGUUUGAAUGGGAAGAUGAUCUUCCAAAACCAAAAACUACUGAAGUAAUUAGAAAAGGAUCACUUCCUGAAUACACUGCUGCAGAGGAAAAAGAUGAUGGGCGACGCUGGCGUAUGUUCAGGAUUGGAGAACAGGAUCACAGGGUGGACAUGAAGGCAAUUGAACCCUAUAAAAAGGUUAUCAGCCACGGAGGUUAUUAUGGCGAUGGGUUAAAUGCGAUUGUUGUAUUUGCUGUUUGCUUUAUGCCUGAAAGCAGUCAGCCUAACUACAGAUAUCUAAUGGAUAAUCUAUUUAAAUAUGUUAUUGGCACUUUAGAACUGUUAGUAGCAGAGAACUAUAUGAUAGUUUACUUAAAUGGUGCUACAACACGGAGAAAAAUGCCAAGUUUAGGCUGGCUCAGGAAAUGUUACCAGCAAAUUGAUAGAAGCUCAAAAUUCAGCCAAAAAAUUAGAUAUGUCUUUACCCUGGCAGAGCUAGCUGAACUCAUCCCCAUGGAAUACGUUGGCAUACCAGAAUGCAUAAAACAAAUUGACCAAGAGCUUGAUGGGAAACAAGAACAGAGAAGUGAACAGUAAGUUUGGUGUCCAGACAAGACUGAAGACUGUGCAGGUGGAAUGAUGCUCUUUUUUGCAGUUACAAUGCAUUCAUUAGCCUUUAUUUUGUAACCUGUUAUAAAAGGUGCCUUGAUAUAUCUCUGGACUUGUACACAAGGGUCUGUUCUCUACAGUAUUGGUUUGCAAAUCUUGGGUUUAAUUCUUGACUUUAAUAGCUACUUUACCAUGUAAUCAUUUCAUACUGCUAAAUGUCAAAGAACGAUAUGUUUAUAGGAGGCAUUCUUGCAUUUAUCUAAAUGAUGCAUGUUCUUCAGUAAAAUAUUUAUAUACCUAAAUGUUAAAGGAAAGAGAUAAUAUAUUUUUAUGACUUUUUGAGCAAUAUUUUAUAAUGUUUACCUGCAGAAUGAAUUCUUUUGCAGGUAGACAAGGCCAUAAAUGAGUGCCGUCGAUAUUUUGUAAAGUGCAUGAUGAAUGUUUUUUGCUGUAAAUAGUUAAUACAUUUCCUGAGUGAUUUAGAAAUUUAAUGAUUUUUAGAUGCUAGUGUUCACAUAGUGCAGUUCUGUCUCAUAAAUGUGAAGAUGAACAAAAAUGAUUAUGUAUCUAACACAAGUAGAACUCAUUUACAUUCCCAGAAUGAGUUUGAGCUUUGGUUUGUCUUUGUUUUUCUUCAACAUGCAGAUUUGUAGCUCUGUGAAUUUCAGCUUAUUGGCUACCACCUUUUAGCCUAGUUAAACCAUACUGGGGACUAAAUAGUUCAAAUGACUAAUAGUAUAAUGAGCUCUUCACCAUUAGGUCACUAGUUUAAAUUCUGCUCAGGUGUUUAGUAGAUAAAAGCUGUCUAGUCAGUGAUCAGUGUGAAAUGAGCUCAGUCCUGUUACUCUUGGAUGAGUGUCAGUUGGCAUUAACUGAAACUCUGUUCAGUCUCCGCAGACACACAAAGAAUUGCAUGGGCGUGGAGCUGAACUGUCCUUUCAACCAUAAAAGUUAUCCAUUCAGGCCAAGAUUGAAGUACCCUGGAGAGGAGGGGUGGAAAAUCUUGCACUGCCUUUACUUUGUAGAUGGAGAUCUUCCAUCUCCAGUGUUAUCUGGCACUUCUCACAAGCACUAAAUUCACUUUAAAGAAUGAAAUGAGUCUGGUUUUUUUGCUGUGGUUAUUCAAGAUGUAUCCACAAGUUUUCACUUGGUGUUCUUGGGCACAUAAAUUGACUUUCUAUUAGCAUAGCUAAAUUAUACUAUGUUCUGGGUGAAUCAUGUAAUGAAAAUAUAUCAGACUUUUAAAAUCUUCUAUUUGGUAAUCUUGCCUAUUGGUGUAUGCAAAUAAAUCUAUUCAGAAGUUAAACAUUUAAGUGACAUUGAAACAAGCAUUAAAUAUUUUCAUUUGUUUUUACUGCAGAGCUCACUACUUUUGUCUUAAUAAUAAAAUCAAAAAUCCCCAUCUGAUAUUAUUCCACACUUCUAAACAGUAUAUUCUUAGAAAUAGUAGUAUCACAGUUCUUACACACAAUCAAAAUAAAUCCGGUAUACUUACAAAAGUAAGGUAGGUUUCAACUAGAUGGUUACUUAUCAGUGAAGUAUAACACUCGUAGGCUAAUCGUGCAACUGAGACUUACUAACCUUUGGAUCAUUGCAGACUCCUCGCCAUCUCUAAUCAACUAUGCAUAGGUGCAGUACUAGCUAAUUCUGAUGCCAGGUCAGGCCAGUAGUCUGCAUCUGAACUUAACAGAGAUCUGUUUAACACGCAUGAUUCAGGGGAACCUAUCUCCAGGCAUACAUAUUUUGGUUAGGUCAGCAUCUGUCUCCAUCAGCAGUUUGUGCAGAUUAAUCUGCUAUGUUGUUUGCCUAAAUAGGCGACUUUAUUUUGAAGUUGCCCUAUAUGCAUUUUUGUAAGGCUUCUUCUAUUUUGGUCUGAAAGCAAAGAACCUAAAUGAAGAUACUUUCUUUUGGAGCUAGGGCCUGAUGGACAACCGUGAGCAAGUCACUUCAUCAUCUUAUACCUCCAUUUCCUCACUUGUAAAAUGGAUAUAAUGAUACUCACCUUUUUUUCUAAAGCAUUUUGAGAUCUACAAAUAAAAAGUGCUACAUAAGUGCUAGAUGCUAUCACUUCUAUUCCUUGUUCUAUUUUUCAAGUUAUAUCAACUCCAGCUUAUUGACUGAAACCUUCCCCAGCCUGGAAAAUAAAAUUCCAAGUGCAAGGUGUAUGCAUGCAUGCAAAUUGGGAAUCUUCGAUUUCAUUUUUCAGGCCGUAAAGCUGAAUAGAUUUAGAUCUCUCAAAAAAGCCUGGAGAAUAAGAAAGGAUCACCAUCUCAUUUCUGAUUUUUUUUUUUUCUUCAGAUAAAGAUGACUUCUACCAAAAGCAGUUCUUCUAGAAGUAGGGUAUGACAGUUGACUUGCAGUGAUAUAGUGUGAUACAGUUAAAUCAGUCUCUCAGAUUAUUGAAAGAUGUCAUUUGUUGUAUGUAAGCGGAGAACAAAAUAGCUAAAGAUGUUUCAAAUAGAAAAACGUUGGUAGAAUUUCUACUGGCUAUAGACGUUCUUUCUCCAUCUUCCUCGUUGCUUCCUUUAACCCCAUGCUUGCUUCUCCUUUCCUCUUACCUCUACAAAAGUUGAAUGCAAAGAAUCUUAAACAGUUCAAACAGUACAUAUGUUAUGUAGAAAACUAGUUUAUACUGUAUUUUGUACUUGACCAAAUGUUCAGUAAUUUUAAAGGUGACUUCCAAAGGGUGGGAAGGUUUAUACCUUCUGCUUUAUUGUGUGAUUAAAGGAAGUCUGAACGUGGUUUGUUUUUUUUCUGCCUGCUUUUUCAUGUGUAAAAAAGUCAAGUUUUGCCUAUGCUAUUUUUCUGACUGAUUCUCUAAACUGGACCAUUAAUUGGUUUAUGAUAGCAGAGAUGCAAAGGAAGUAAAAUGUGAUUAGGUGUUGAAAAACGAGUUCUAUGCAACCCAAAUAAAAUUUUCUCCUCAAUUAAACUCAAAUGCCUAACAAAUUGCAGGAGAAAGUUUUAAGACUCAGACCUCCCUCACCCCAACACACUGAAGAUUUAGUAUUCUGGGACUUCUCCGAGAAUCCCAUCAAAAACCGGGAAGCAAAGACUAGAUACAGAUCUAUUUUUUUUUUUUUUAAAUCUGCUGCUUGUUAAACUUCAUGCACCAGGAACUAGUGAAGGAUAAUAAACACACUUUUCUGAAAGCUGCAUUUUAGACUUCAAUUAUAGCUGCAUGAGGUACCUAACAAGGUUGAAUUUUCAACUUCAGUAUUACCUGACGAAUGAGUACUUGAUUCUCAAUCUUAAUGUUGCAUUAAUACUUACUAUAAAAUGUAUGCACACACUGAUCCAUAAUCACUUGCUAUUUCUCUAUAAGCUUGUGUAUAAAUAGAAAUGUUCAUUUUCAUAAUUCUGCUGCCUUCUAAAGCAACAUAGCUUGGGACCCAAGUUGGCAAUUGCUGUGAAGAAUCUUUCCUCCCACCCAAUCCCUCACUUUUAAUGGUGAAGUAUUCAAGUGCAUGUUUUUAAAAAGCUAUUUUAAAUGAAUUCUGGGGCUUUCUCAAACAUUGUACAUGGGGUAUUAUACUCAGAACCAAAUCCUGCUGUUUUGCAAUGAGAUUCCAAAGGCUACAUGUACAAACAGCUAACUAUUU
Molecule: messenger RNA, 8267 nt
Organism: Dermochelys coriacea (leatherback sea turtle)
Lineage: Eukaryota; Metazoa; Chordata; Testudines; Dermochelyidae
Gene: BNIP2
Product: BCL2 interacting protein 2
Exons: 9
Coding region: 3709-4653 (314 amino acids)
Biological process (GO): apoptotic process
Cellular component (GO): cytoplasm
Source: RefSeq, a predicted model, not a curated record